Messenger RNA from Arabis nemorensis, 420 nucleotides. NCBI's taxonomy places the organism in Eukaryota, Viridiplantae, Streptophyta, Magnoliopsida, Brassicales, Brassicaceae. The record is from the annotation of a GenBank genome assembly.
AUGGAUGGUGAUAAUAAUAAUCGGAGGUACCCUUGUACCCGCAUAAAAUUACGUGAGGUGUUGGAUGAUCCUUCAACGGAUUCAGUAGUUUCGUGGGGCGAAAGCGGGAAGAGUUUCAUCAUUUGGGAUGAAUCUGAGUUUCGCAGACUUGUUCUUCCAAAAUUCACGAUACAUAAGAAGAUGGACCCAUUCCUUUACCGGCUUAAGAGGAUGGGCUUUAAGAAGAUUAACUCGGAGCAUUGUGAAUAUGGAAACGAUUCUUUUGUGAGAGGACAGCCUGACCCUGAGCCUGAGCCUUCAACAGAAUUCUCGUCAUCAUCGAGACUGGAGGAGGCCAUCUUGGCUUUACAGAAUAGGAAACUCGAUGAGGCCAUGUUGGCUUUCGAGCAAAGAAGAGAAUAUCAAAAGCGAUUUCCGUAA